UAGGAGGAAGAUGACUCAUGAUGAGUUCUUCAUGGAGACUCAUAUCCGGAAGAAGAAGGCACCGACAGAUCCAUCUAGAUGGGUCGAGGACCGAGUGAAGAUUGCAUAUGGUCGUUACAAGACUAAUGUGGAGGAGUACACUCAGAGCUUGCCACUCAAUGAACAAGGCGAGCGACUACCCAUUUCAGACGAAGAAGCACAGAAGAUAUGGUUGGAUGUUGUAGGUGGUCCUAAAAAGGGGAUAACAUACGGCCUUCCAGAGAGAUCAUUUCGGCACUACAAGGCUGGAUUGCAAGGUAUAGGGACUUCCGCCCAGGGCGAGGCAAUUGAUAGGUCGACUCUCUCGUCUAUGAAGAAGAAGAUCGCAAAGCUGACAACGGAGUUUGAAGAGACAAAGACUAGAGAACAAAAGAGAGAUAAACAAUUAGAUACCCUUCAAGUUCAGCUAGAAAAGAGGGACCAACAAUUUAAUAUCCUUCAAGGUCAGCUAGCCAAUCUUUUUGCUAGUGAUGCUUUCCCGAUUCCCUGGUCUCGUCAGCCUUCCCCAGAUGGUAAUACUUCGAACCAUGCCGACGAUGAAUGCUAUAGUAGUGGAGAUGAAGAUGAUGUAGUAUAAAACACUCAUUGAAUGAUG
Nicotiana tabacum (common tobacco) is the source of this 634-nucleotide messenger RNA. RefSeq lists its product as uncharacterized. The record is from RefSeq and is a predicted model, not a curated record. Lineage: Eukaryota; Viridiplantae; Streptophyta; Magnoliopsida; Solanales; Solanaceae.